Molecule: messenger RNA, 919 nt
Organism: Aegilops tauschii subsp. strangulata
Lineage: Eukaryota; Viridiplantae; Streptophyta; Magnoliopsida; Poales; Poaceae
Biological process (GO): proteolysis
Cellular component (GO): cytosol
Molecular function (GO): pyroglutamyl-peptidase activity
Source: RefSeq, a predicted model, not a curated record
AAGGGUAAAUGGGAUCGGAAGGGCCUUCAAUCGUGACUGUCCAUGUUACCGGAUUUAAGAAGUUCCAUGGUGUUGCUGAGAACCCGACAGAGAAACUUGUGACCAACAUUAAAUCCUUCAUUGAAAAGAGAGGGUUGCCAAAAAAUCUUGUACUUGGAAGCUGCGAAAUUCUCGAAACAGCCGGGCAGGGGGCGCUUGGAACACUAUAUAAAGUUUUAGAAUCUGCCAUUGCAGAUAGAGAGAACGGGUCAUCAGCUCAGGGGCAAAUAAUUUGGGUCCACUUUGGGGUGAAUAGUGGUGCAUCACGGUUUGCUCUUGAGAAUCAAGCUGUGAAUGAAGCCACCUUCCGCUGCCCAGAUGAGCUUGGGUGGAAACCUCAGAGAGUCCCGAUUGUCCCGUCUGAUGGAAGCAUCUCACGGACAAGAGAGACUACACUGCCAGUGAAAGAGUUAACCAAGUCACUCCGAAAGACAGGCUACGAUGUGAUGCCUUCGGAUGACGCCGGGCGAUUCGUGUGCAACUAUGUGUACUACCACUCUCUCCGGUUCGCGGAGCAGCACGGCAUCAAGUCUCUGUUUGUGCAUGUGCCCCUCUUCUCGACGGUCGACGAGGAGGUCCAGAUCCAUUUCGUCGCUUCCCUCGUCGAAGCUCUCGCUAGCUUGAACUAGGAACGACAACUCAAAAGGUCAGCGGUUUGACCUGGAAAAUGUAAAGUUGGACGCAGACUGAAUAAGAUUGUGUGGUGAUUGGCGCCUAUUGGUCAGAUCUUGCUCCAAAGAAGGGUGUAUUUAAGGGGAGAGAAAAAAGAAAAACGAUGCUUAGAGUGUGUGUGAAAUGCCGGCUUGCAUGCCAUCAGUUACAUGUCCUUAACCUGCAUGAAAACCUGGUUCCAAUAAAAUUGACAGAUCGUCGGAGUGGA